Messenger RNA from Hydra vulgaris (swiftwater hydra), 409 nucleotides. Lineage: Eukaryota; Metazoa; Cnidaria; Hydrozoa; Anthoathecata; Hydridae. The record is from RefSeq and is a predicted model, not a curated record.
GUUUAUAUGCUACUUUUUCUUUACAAAAAUGAAGCAAUCAUUAACUUUGUAAUGACAUUGCCUUCUUCAUCACCCAUUUUGUGGAAGACAUUGCCUACAGGAACAUCAAGCCAUUCUGGUGAAUGUAUGGCAAAUGAAAUAAAGAAAGUUUUAGAAGAAAUAAAUCCUAAAAAAGUUUUGGGCAUUGUGACUGACAAUGCUGCAAAUAUGAAAAAUGCAUGGACUUGUCUAAAAGAUUGUUAUCCCCAUCUUCAUUGCUAUGGAUGCAUUUCACAUGGUUUAAAUUUGCUGUUUACAGACUUUAAAAUUGGCAACUUUAAGUGUUUUGAUGUCACAAGCAACUGAUAUUGUUAAAGAGAUAAAAAAUUCUUAUUUAUCUGUUGCAGCAUUUAGAGAUAUACAAAAAAAG